Messenger RNA from Mytilinidion resinicola, 1361 nucleotides. RefSeq names its product DNA repair protein. The record is from RefSeq and is a predicted model, not a curated record. Gene Ontology annotation, cellular component: nucleotide-excision repair factor 1 complex. Lineage: Eukaryota; Fungi; Ascomycota; Dothideomycetes; Mytilinidiales; Mytilinidiaceae. The coding region runs from base 98 to 1231 and encodes 377 amino acids. Gene Ontology annotation, biological process: nucleotide-excision repair involved in interstrand cross-link repair; nucleotide-excision repair, DNA damage recognition; base-excision repair. The transcript is spliced from 2 exons. Gene Ontology annotation, molecular function: damaged DNA binding.
CGACGCGUAACGCCUCCAUCUACCCUCGAGAUACUUCGUCGCAUACGAGUGCCGACUCGAUCCUUCACUCUGUACGGCUUUCCUCUCGGCGCCCACCAUGGCCGACCGGCCGUCGACGCCACCUCGAGGUGGCGCUCGCCCGCAGGCUCCCAUGACGCCUGAACAAGUGCGGCGCAUGGAAGAAGCGCGUCUGAAAGCCAAAGCUCUCCGAACUGCCGCCGACGCUGCGAAACCUCCACCUGCCCUGAGCAAAACCGCCCCCGCAAGCCUCAAGCGCGCCCACUCCUCCAUAUCCUCCUCCACAGUUCCUCCGACCCUUCGCGAUGCCUCCAAGAUCACACAACCUUCCGAUCCCACUCUCCAGCCGGCCAAGAAAUUCGCCCGCGAUGCCUACAUCGAAUAUGACUUUAGCAAGAUGACAGAUACAAAGGGCGGUUUCCUUUCGAAAGAAGACGAUCCACACAACCGUGCCAUGCGAUCGGGGAGGCGAGAGGAAGAGAAAGAAGAGAAGCCGGCGCAUAUGACAUUAGCGGAGUGGGAACGGCAUCAAACGAUCAAGAAGCUGCGGGCGGCACGGCAAGGGCCGUUUGAGCCCGGGAUCAGCGUGCUGAAUCUGGAUAAUAGUGCAAAAGAUGGCAAGGACCAAUGUAGAGAAUGCGGGAGUCUGGAGAUCGACUGGAAAUGGGAAGAAGUCUUCGGAGUCAGCGUUUGCGCGCGGUGUAAAGAGACCAUACCGGAGAAGUACAGCUUACUCACGAAGACGGAGGCGAGGGAAGAUUAUCUAUUGACGGAUCCUGAACUCAAAGACGAAGAACUCCUCCCGCAUCUUUCUCGGCCGAAUCCCCACAAAUCCUCUUUCCACGACAUGCAGCUCUUCCUGCGUUUUCAGGUGGAAGACUACGCCUUCAGCCCGAAGAAGUGGGGCUCUCCCGAGAAUCUCGAUGCGGAGUUCGAGAAGCGGCAGACCGUAUCCAAAGCCCGCAAAGAGAAAAAAUUCAACUCGAAGCUGGCUGAUUUGAAGAAGCGCACCCGCGUGGAAGCAUACAAGCGGAGUAAGCUUGCGGCAGCGCGUGGUGAGGGGGGCCGCGAAGCGCAAUUCGGCGACAAGGUCACAAGGUAUGGCGAGCGGCAUGAGCAUGAGUGGGGUAGAGCUGUGCUGGAUCCGGAGAGUGGAAUGAGCAAAAAAACGUGUGUGGAUUGUGGCAUGGAGAUUGAGGAACUGGAGUUUUAAUGCUAAUGAAUGAUGUCUAAUCCUCCUACGUGAUUCGCAUCCUGCGGCUUGUCACGUUGAACCUUGAAGCCAGGUCGCAUCUGUGACCGCCUCUGACGGCGGCACUAUAGUAGCGAUCGCAAUCUCCACC